UAGAGGUGUCGGAAGUGCGUCCUGCUGUAUCCGCGGCGGUUCUGUCUCCUUUCCGUGGGGGAAUUUUCUUCUACUUGUGGAAGUGUUUGUGAAUCGGUGUGCGUUUGUACGGUCUGCUGGAAUUUCGGCCAUUUCAACUCGACGUGCCGUAUCGGGGGCUAACGAGGAAAAGUGUUGGGUGAGGAAAAUUGGUGGAUAAGUGGCUUCAAGAAAGCUCGAUUUGUUGGAUUCUCGGAACUUGGACAGUUCCUGGAGGAUCUUUCGGAAAACGUUACAGUGCGAUUGAUAGUGUUUGUGUUCAGAAAAACGCAUUGUGGAAUACGCAUUUUCCUGAGAAAGUGAAUGCAGUGAGAAUCUGUGUGACCGACCAGUGAGUGGGUUGAGUGAAUCAUUCUUGUGAAGUGUUCUUUAGCUGCGGUUAACAUCUAUCUGGAUUUACAUCUGAAGUCAGAGAAAGGAAAAGUUGACAGCUACCCACACCAUCAAUCGAGGACGACGAAGAUGAACAAAUUGGGCUUUACAGUGAAGGUGCUGCUGGUGCUGGCGCUUGUCGGCACGUUCGUGGCCGAUGCUAAGAAGAAGCCGAACAAGUACGGGGACGGAGAUUUCGAGUUUGUUGAUGAGGAUGAUAAAAGCAAUCAACAGCAGUUGGACUCGAUUCAGAAACAACAGCUACAGCAACAGCAACAACAGCAGCAGCAGAUUCCCGAGAAGAAAAAAUGGAUCCACGAUCCUUCCAGUGAUCUGUGCAAACCACUGAAUUGCAAAAAGAAAGAAUUAUGCUUACUGGAAGAUGCAUACACUGCCGUUUGCGUGUCAAAGAAGGAACUUCACAAAAACAAAUUUAUCAACAGCUACAACACGCUAUCAAACAGGGACGAAAUAAUCACAAAAAGCAAAUACUUAGAGGAAGAGGAAGCCAAGCGCAAAAUUGAAGCGGAAGCUGCCGAAUCUGGGCUGAUAAGUGGUAACAGCAAUGUCGGUAUCAGCAGCAGUAACGCCAACAGUGGUAGCCUCGAUAUCAGUUCUAGUGACAGUAACAUUGGUGGAAGUGGUAGCAGCGGUAUUGUAGGCGGCAGUAGCAGCAGCAGCAGCAGCGGCACUAGUGGAAGCUCCAGUAGCGCCAGUGAGGGAGAUGAUUUGCUGCAACAGGAUCAGGAAGAUCCGGACGACGAAAGCUCCGCCCAAGAUGACGAUGUUUUCUAUGACAGUGACGGAAGUGAUAAGGUGGAGGAAGAUUGCAAACCCUGUCCAGUGGUGAAACCAACGUUCCUCUGCGGAAGUGAUAACCGAACGUACUCGUCACUGUGCCGGUUGGAUUAUCACAAUUGCAUUCACGGCAGUUCUGUCAAGGUGAACUGCAAGGGAUUCUGUCCGUGUAAAGACAUCAGCAGCCUGGUCUCGGAUAUGAAGAAGCAACAGCGGAUGGCCGACCGGAUGAACGCAUUCAACGCCAAAUACCAGCGGACGAUCGAGAGCAACGACAUCAACGCCAACGGGGGCGGUAUGGGCGGAAGCAGUUCCGCCUCAACGUCGAGUUCGAGCAGCAGUGGCAAGGUAGGCUACAACAACGUCCACUAA
Messenger RNA from Armigeres subalbatus, 1581 nucleotides. Its product is annotated as proteoglycan Cow-like. Lineage: Eukaryota; Metazoa; Arthropoda; Insecta; Diptera; Culicidae. The record is from RefSeq and is a predicted model, not a curated record. Gene Ontology annotation, molecular function: protein binding; calcium ion binding; extracellular matrix binding. The transcript has 6 exons. The coding region runs from base 502 to 1581 and encodes 359 amino acids. Gene Ontology annotation, biological process: anatomical structure development.